This is a messenger RNA of Polypterus senegalus (gray bichir), 1418 nucleotides long. It is a transcript of the gene and3, whose product is annotated as actinodin3. Bases 102 to 1115 code for a protein of 337 amino acids. NCBI's taxonomy places the organism in Eukaryota, Metazoa, Chordata, Cladistia, Polypteriformes, Polypteridae. The transcript has 5 exons. The record is from RefSeq and is a predicted model, not a curated record.
UGCGUUUCCUGAGGUAUUUAGAGCCCUUGAGCUCAGCUUGGGUUAGCAGCAGUGGGACCGCUUCAGGUACUAGGCGGUUGACUCGAGAGCAGGAGGUGAAGAUGAUUUCUUGGAUACUUCCCAUUGGGGCGCUAUUGUCCUGUACGUUUUUACCAGGGCAACUGGAUGCCACAUCACUAAUGAAGAUCCUCAAGCCAGAAACUGCCCCAUCAGCAGAGAAUGAUGGUAUCAAGAUUCGAGCAGAACAAGCCCAUAGCUUCUUGUCAACACAUUCCAGGCCAAAACGCAAUGCAGACAAAUGGCAUCGCAAUGUCCCCGAUUUCCAGGCGUACUACCGCUAUUACAACAGUAUUGGACAUUACGAAGGGGUUUAUGAAAUCGACCGCCUCCGAAUGCUCUACCAACAGAUGAGGCAUCUGGAGCAGGUCCAUGGCCCCAAUGCACCCUACUAUCAAUACACUCUGGGAAUGGCACCGACCAAGUGUGACCCGCGGGAUAAGAAGUGCAAGCCUGUGGCCACCAAUCCAACCAAUCCUCCUCCUUUACCCACAACACCAACCCCACCUGCACCCAUCAGACAAGCCAAUAUCCAAUACCUUUGCAACCCAAAAGAUCCUGGCUGCCAACCAUAUAUUGUUUACAUAGGUACAGGUACUACCCCUUAUCCAUGUGAUCCCAGAUAUGAUCCUGCUUGUUCUGCCCCCACAGCUAAAAAAGUAGAAGCUCCUGCCCCACCUCCUGCUUCCAAAGCCAAGUUUCCAAUGCCACAGCCACCACUGGUGCCACAGAAGGGCUAUAAAGCAAUGGAGUAUGACUGUGACCCAUACUGGGACCCAGACUGCCCACGACCACUCCCUCUUAUUUUGACCAAAGGGAAGACUCAGCCUCCACCCCCUCCACCUCCCCCUGUGGACGAAGAUGAGGAGGAUGCAGCUGAAGAGGAGGAGGAGGAGGAUCCUGAAUCUACACCCCCAAGUGUCCCAGAACCUUUGAAGAAAAUAAAGAAGCCCCCUCCCCCAGCAAAGGCUCCCUUUAAUAUUCAUGGCCGUUAUUACAAUUUUGAUCCUUAUGAUCCUUAUGCCUACGGCGGUCAGUAUGGGCCAAACAGGCAAUGAUUUUUGAGUGAAGGUUGAUGAUAAAAGCUAAAGCUUUCUGCCCUCUCGAGUCUCCUAUUUUCUAAUGCAACUGUUCCAGUCAUGAUUUGUACACAAGGUAUCCCACAUCCUAAGGUGUGUGACAAUCUUAAUGUUGUAUUCCUGCGAAAGAAUUAAUUUCUGUGAUACACAAAGGACUUAAAACAGCAAAAGCUUCUGUUAUUUAUACAAAAAGAAAAAAAGAAGAAAAAACCCUGCUUUCUUACAUUUUGUUUGUAUAUGUAUAGUAUUGUAUCAAAAUAAAUUUGCCUGUCUUGUAAUGAG